CAAAUCAGAAAUAAUAUAUACAUAUAUCAGGUUAUAACUACCAACAAUUUAACUUGGUUUUGAUGAUAAUGUAUACAGGCUUAACAGUAAUGGUAAUCUCAGUUUUGACACUGAUAAAGUCACUAACAAUGUAAACACUAACAGCAAUAAUAAUCAAACUAAUAUUCUUAGUAAUACAAAUGCUACCAUUAGUAGGCAGAAAAACAUUCAUAUCAAUACUAGUACUACCAAUAUCAAAGAUCCGCCAACCGUGUGGCUGAGUCACAUUUCAAUAGAGCAGUAACAGGUGAGUUUCUUAGGAGAAGCUACUACAAUUAGCAACUACGUAAUCAGAUCCCUAAACAGAAACAGGAUUCCACAGCUACGAACACUGACAUGCUGCUGGCAAGGUUGUUAAACAUAAUGUAAGAAUAUAUACAUUUAAUCAGAUAUCUUGACAUGGCUUAUCAAUUUCUAUUUACCAGUAACAGUAUUAGUCAACCAAAGGUACGGCUAGCCAAAAUGUGCACACAAUAACUGCAGUUUGGAUUGUCAACUCCAUAGUUGGCCACAAGUCCACCCAGGUUCACAAGGGGGGUGAACCUGGGAUGCCAGGUGUCACUGUUGAGCCCUCUGGAAGUGUCAUGGGCCUAUCAGAGAAACACCAAAGAAGGAGGGUGCCCACCUGAUGACCCCAGUGACGCUUCUACCCCUUCUACCCCAUUUUGUUUUACCUUUUGCUUGAUUUAGUCUGUUGUUAUUGUGCCUAACAAAGUCUUGCUCAAAGAUAAGUCUCGUUCUGAAUGGGAAUGAAUUAGUGAGCAGACUUUCAGUUUGUGUUUCAUUGCUCAAACUAAUUAUUUUAAUUUUUUAUAGAUAUGACAACCUUGCAGGUGAUGCACUUAUUUUAUUUUAUUUUUUUAAUUCUACAACUAUUUUACAUAAGUAACCCCUAUCUAUAAAAUCUAUUGAAAAGAACAAAUACUGAAGUUUUCUUCAUCAUAUUGGUUUCGACUGACUGGCUGUCAACAAACUGUGUUUUAAUUACCAAAGGACAACUGAUUGCUCCUAACUCCUGUAGAGCAUAGUAUCCAAAUGACAUCAUUACUGAUGAUUUGUAAGACUCAUCCAUCAUCCUAUUUUAUAUAAAGCCAUCAAACUGACUUCAAAACAUUUUCAAAGCUGAGACUGUAGUGUACUAUCUGAGGUAAGAAUGUAUAUGAUGCUGUCACACUUUAGUAGUGCAAUAUUAUAUGAUGUUUAUCAUGCUUUUGAACUGUGAAUAAUCACUUUUGUAACUCCUUAAUUGAGCAUAUCAUAUCUCUAAUGCAGUUCAAAACUAGAUGGUGUUUUAAGCAGUGAAACAUUGUUCAUUUGAAAGGAGAAAAAAGUACAAGUUUGCUGUAAUUCUAAAUGAUUAUUCAACAUCAUGUGGUAGAGUUUCUUAUCUAUUCACUCAAGCAUUUAUUGAUCUUAUUUUGAACUUGAUUGAAAAUUGGAUAUUUUAAUAGGCAAAUCAGAUAUUUUGUGUUCACACAAUGUACAUAAACAUUUAAUACCCAUGCAAGUGUUAAAGUUAUGUUUUUGGAUGGAAACAUUUAAGGAUGAAAGCUUUCACUUUAAACAGUCAGGAUACAUUGAUUUGUUGUACAUCAACUUCAUUCUCUGUGCAUAAUUGUUAAACAAGGUAUUCUGCUACUGUGAGAAAAAUAUAGAUGUAUGAAUAAGACAUUUGCAGUGCUAACCUAAACAUAACAUUAGAAUAUCUUGAAAUAUUCCUCUGUAACAGGGACUUGCAGGAUCCUAAAAUCAGCCCCAUGAAUUCCUCGUCUUAUGGCUAUAAUGUGUCGAGUGGUCUUAGUUAUCGAGACCCUUCAAGCUCAGCUGUGGUCAAAAAUGUGAUUGUUCUGGCUCUUGGCCUUACCAUCAACUAUAUCAAUGGUACCCUGAUUCACACCUUCAGAAAACACCAGAUCUUUUAUGUGAAUCCUCGUUACAUCUUAUUCAUCCACCUGGUGCUGAACGAUAUAAUCCAGCUUACCACAACAAUCAGCCUGUUUGUCUUCAGUUAUAUCUUCUACAAAAUUAAUGCUUCCUUCUGUUGCCUCAUUAUUACAUUUGCUGUUUUCACCACCCUCAACACCCCAUUAAAUUUAGCUGUUAUGGCAGUGGAGUGUUACAUUGCUAUUUGUUUACCACUGCGACAUGCUGAGCUCUGUACAAUCAAAAAGACAUAUAUUCUGAUUGGUUGGAUCUGGGCCAUGAGCGCAGUCUCGACACUGCCGGAUGUGUUUAUUAUUCUUGCAACAAAGCCUUUAUGGUUAUUCUAUUCCACAAUUUUCUGUGAGAGGGAUAACUUGUUCCAUCACCCCAUAAGUUUGAAAAAGAGGGAUGUGUCCUACAUAAUUUACCUAAUUGGUGUUUGGCUCACUCUCUUCUACACUUACUUUAAGAUUUUCUUUGCUGCUAAAGCAGCUAAAGAAGCUAAAUCAUCUGAUGGAGAUGCAAAGAAGGCCAGGAAUACAAUCCUGCUGCAUGGCUUUCAGCUACUCUUGUGUAUGCUAACCUAUGUAGCCCAUGAGUUAAAAAAAGCUCUGUUGUACUGGUUCCCUAAACAUUAUGUACAUGCACUCUUUGUUUGCUAUAUCAUCAUUCAGAUGCUCCCCAGGUUUAUCAGUCCAAUUGUGUACGGGCUCCGAGACAAAACUUUUAGACAGCACUUGAAAAAGUACCUGCUGUGUUCAGUGUGAGCAAGCAUUAGACCAUGGACUGCAGAGAAGGACCAGAUAACAUAAACUAGAUCUUAAACAAAGCAUUUACAGUCAUGAAUAACACUGAGGAAAAAUAGUGUAUUUAUAAUGACUUUUCAGUGCGAAAGUACACUAGAACACUGAGUAUACAACAUUGUAAAGUUUUUUAGAGUUUCUUAGAUUGUGCUCUCCUACUGAGCACUACAAUUACAGCAGUAUGAAAAUUCACUGCAUUAUCCAUGGUCAAAUGCUUCCAAAUUACUGAAACAUUGUUAUUUUAACAAUUUAAACAUGCGCCAUGGUAUGGCAUAUGUUAGGUAAAAUGAUAUUUACGGGUUUUACAAUAAAGUGAAAGAAUAAAAAGUGAUAGCAACAGUAAACUUCAGAGAAAAAAGACUGAAGCACACUGAUUGAUGUGCAGCCUUUAAUAGUUAGAACAGACAAACGUUUCAACACUUUUUCAGUGUUCCAGUCUUUUCUCUUUGAAGUUUACUGUCCCUGAUCUGAGAGACACCUGAUUCAGCUGCACAAUGCUGCAAAGAGGAUCCAUUUUCACUCACAAUAUUAGAAGAUUGCCUUUAUUUUUAAAAUGAUUCCUUUUCUUUUUACAUUUUCUAUUUACGUUAUAUCUGGUUGUUUUGCAGUGCAUCAGAAAUUAAAGACAUAUCUGUCUUAGUUUUGGCUGAAUCACUUACAUUCAAUCCCACACAGAAAAAUCACUAAGUGCUCUGACGUUUUGUUUACCUAUUUGCAUUAUUUAGCACAUUUGAAAAAAAGACAGCAAGACCAAGUGGAUCAUGUGUAAAUUGGUGGCACAGGCCUAAAGAAAUGUUUGUUAAUUUUGACAUUUAGUCUAAAACUACAUUGAUACAUUUGACCAAACUCUUGCUUUAUUUUUACUUUCUUGAAUGUCAGGUAGAAAAGUUGAUAGACAUAAUUGUGUCUUUGCUGAAAAGUUUUACUUUGAAAACUCCACAAAACAGUGUGUAUUGCUUUUGCACUGUUAUAUCAGUGGUGGAAAGUACUUAAGUACAUUUACACAAGUACUAUACUUAAGUACAGUUCUGAGG
This is a messenger RNA of Thunnus maccoyii (southern bluefin tuna), 3799 nucleotides long. Its product is annotated as odorant receptor 131-2-like. Gene Ontology annotation, biological process: G protein-coupled receptor signaling pathway. The transcript is spliced from 2 exons. Gene Ontology annotation, molecular function: G protein-coupled receptor activity. Gene Ontology annotation, cellular component: membrane. Lineage: Eukaryota; Metazoa; Chordata; Actinopteri; Scombriformes; Scombridae. The coding region runs from base 1797 to 2729 and encodes 310 amino acids. The record is from RefSeq and is a predicted model, not a curated record.